CCAAGAUACAGGACCAAGUUCUCGCCAUCUCUCGGCGGUCGGUUGCAAGUAGAAGCUGGAUAGGGCUUUGGAUAGAAUAGAAGUCCGUAUCUUCGCAUGAUUCGAGAACUCUAUCAGAAUUUUCAAGUCAAGCUGGGAUGGAUGUACUUCAACUGAGACAAAACAAACAUAACAUUGGCAGCUGAUCCGUGCAUAGAUGAAGCAGAUCUUUAUCACAAUGCCACAUGUAAUGCUGAAAAGACAUGUUUUCUCCAUUGGCCUGUUUCUUACAAGUCACCAUAGCAACUGUUUGAGACUUCACAGGACAAAGAACGUAGGAAAGGUUCUUUUCGCUCAGAGACAGUGUCAUGUUCAAUGUCAGACAGGCCAGGACCGGAGAUGGAAUGUGAUGUUCUUCGGGACUGAUCAUUUCUCACUUCCUCAUUUGCAGCUUAUGGAAGAAUCAAGACAGAAUGGCCACUUGAUUGACAAGCUUGAAGUUGUAGUUCCACAAAGCACGUUCAUCAAACGACGAGGUAAAACCAGGAAGCCAUCACCAGUCUGGGAGUUUUGUCAAGAGCAGCAUCUGACCUGCCACCAAUGGCCUCUGGAUGAUCACAUAUCUGGGUUCGAUGUUGGGGUCACCGUUUCUUUUGGCCAUCUACUACCAGAGUGGCUCAUCAAAAGUUUUCCACUAGGUAUACUUAAUGUGCACCCCAGUCUACUGCCUAGAUGGAGGGGAGGUGCACCUAUCCAGCAUACUAUACUCAAUGGUGAUGAAGUCACUGGGGUGUCCAUCAUGAGAAUCCAACCACACAGAUUUGAUGUUGGACCCAUUCUUCUACAGAGGGAGUACAAUGUUCCAAGCAACAGUACAACAAAAAGUCUUACCCAUCUUCUUGCCAAAAAGGGUUCAGAAAUGUUAUCGGAAGUCCUUCACAACCUUACUUGGUUUAUUGAACAUGAAAUGCCACAGAGGGAAGAGGGCGCUACAUUAGGACUUAAAAUACCAAAUAAACUAGCAUGGAUAGACUGGGGAGCUACAUCUCAGGAUAUAUACAGAUUGUAUAGGGCCGUUGGAGAACAGAUGCCCCUUAAAACUCUCUUUGGAGGAGAGGAAAUGAGACUGGAACAGAUGGUAUCUCCAGCAGAUUGCUCAGAUCUUCCAAUCUAUGAGGGGGAUGAACCAGGUCUCAUUUCUCUCCCAAAAAAUAAAAGCAUCAUCUAUGUAAGAUGUAAGGAUGGUUGGGUUGGAUUCUGCUCCGUCUCUCCAAUCGGUAGGAAGAGGAUGACAGCCAAAGAGUUUUACAAUGGUUAUCUAUCAGGUCGAAGGAGAGAUGAUGAGGAGAGGAGAUGUUUUAAGAAUCAUGAUACCACAAAUAGAUGACCCCACAUCUUCUUUCUGUGAGAGAACCUCUAAGACACUUAAUAUAGUUGGGUUGGAUUCUGCUCCAUCUCUCCCAUCGGGAGGAAGAGGAUGACAUCAAAAGAGUUCUACAAUGGUUAUCUAUCAGGUCGGAGGAGAGAUGAUGAGGAGAGGAGAUGUUUUAGGAAUCUUGAUGCCACAAAUAGAUGACCCCACCUCUUUUUUUCUGUGAGAGAACCUCUAAGACACUUGACAUAGUUGGGUUGGAUUCUGCUCCUUCUCGCCCAUCGGUAGGAAGAGGAUCACAUCAAAAGACCUCUUGACAUGUUCCUCCAAAUGCUAUCAACUCUUUGA
This is a messenger RNA of Strongylocentrotus purpuratus (purple sea urchin), 1699 nucleotides long. Its product is annotated as methionyl-tRNA formyltransferase, mitochondrial. Gene Ontology annotation, cellular component: mitochondrion. Lineage: Eukaryota; Metazoa; Echinodermata; Echinoidea; Camarodonta; Strongylocentrotidae. Gene Ontology annotation, biological process: conversion of methionyl-tRNA to N-formyl-methionyl-tRNA; biosynthetic process. The record is from RefSeq and is a predicted model, not a curated record. The transcript is spliced from 11 exons. Bases 197 to 1366 code for a protein of 389 amino acids. Gene Ontology annotation, molecular function: methionyl-tRNA formyltransferase activity.